Molecule: messenger RNA, 1512 nt
Organism: Clupea harengus (Atlantic herring)
Lineage: Eukaryota; Metazoa; Chordata; Actinopteri; Clupeiformes; Clupeidae
Product: DNA-directed RNA polymerase III subunit RPC4
Biological process (GO): tRNA transcription by RNA polymerase III
Cellular component (GO): RNA polymerase III complex
Molecular function (GO): DNA binding
Source: RefSeq, a predicted model, not a curated record
AUGGAGCUACACAAGGAUCAUAGUUUGUUGUUUGAUAAAUUGUCCUGCAUCCUUAAACUGAGGUCUUCUAUAUGAACUCCGUUAAUUCCACAAACAAACACUGCGACUUUAUUAAGCGACUUCUGACGGGUGAGGUCACGUGACUGGAGUAAGUGGUUUCAAUUUAACUAUCAGCUGAGACAGGACUGCAAUAAGUUACCUGUUUAUGGGAGAAAGACAAUAGAAUGACGGACAGCGGUGAGGGCGAUUCCGUGGUUAGCCCGGGAGCCUCAAACCCGAGACCGUCUUCUUUCGCGUUGGGCAAAGGAGCCUUGACCGGACGCAUAUCGCUGAACUCGCCUCCUCCGGGCAGGCUCACCUCUCUGCGGUCCAGAGACCUCACACUGGGCGGCUUUAAAAAGAAAACCUUUGUGCCUAAUGUCAAUUCUGUCAGGAAAAGCAAAGAUGAAUUUAGGGAAGAGGCACGCACACCACCUAAAAAGGAGAGGCGAGAGGACAGACACAGAGAAUCAAGGAAGAGAAAAGAACGACCUCAGAUCAUACAGUCACACUCCAUUUUUGAACAAGGUCCUGCUGAUACUAUUAGGAAAAUAGGCAGCUGGGGCAGCACUGACCUGAGCGAUUGUGGGCCUUCACUCGUGACAAAAUGUGUGAAAAAGGAAAAGAAGGUCUCCCAGGAAGAUGAAAGCGAGAUUUUACAAAAGCUGCAUCGGGACGACUUUUUAGAUGACCCUGGCCUGAAGAACGAUGUACGGCAGAGACCUAUUCAGCUUCCACUGUAUCAAGCAAGCAGUUUCUUACUGGACUCCUCAGCCUCUCGCACAGAAGAGAUGGCUACAGAAAGUAUUAUGGGAUGUGUGGGGCCUCAGCAACCUGCAGUGGGCGAACUCUUUCAGCAGCUGAGCCUCUCUGAUCAGGAUGAACUGCUCUUCAUCCAGCUCCCCGACGCCAUCCCAGGCCAACCAGCUUCAACAAGCACUGAGACGUCAGCUAAAAAGGACAGCAAGUCAGAUGACAAGCAUCCCGGUAAAUUGAAAACGCAGGAGCCCGUGGGUAAAGAGAGCCCACCCGUUCUAGCAGAUUUCUCAGAAGGGCUGAUUGGCAAACUUCAGAUCCGUAAGUCUGGUAAAGUGCAGCUGGUGUUGGGAGACAACAAACUGGACGUGUCCGAGGGGGCAGCCUUCUCCUUCCUGCAGCAACUAGUGUCGGUGCGUCUCACCGAUGGCCUUACCGGUGACAUGAGCGUUCUCGGUAACGUCCAGCACAAGCUGGUAUGCUCUCCGGACUUCCAAACCCUUCUUCAGGGUGUCAAACGACCCCCCGGAUCCUGCUCAGGAAAGUCCUGAUAGUUUGCCGAAUAGCUAUUUUUAGCCUUUUUCAUGUAAAUAGAGUAUUCAAAGCACUUUUUUUUUUACUCAACUAUGUGCUUGGAUGUUUGUAAAAAGAUAAUGGCAUGUUCUUUUUUUAUUUAGAAAACGUAUGUUUAUUGAAUAAAGAUGUAGAAUACAAAAA